CGCAGUUCUGAAUUCUAGCCUAGCCAAGCUAACAACAUUAGUGACGUUUCGGUUUCGACAUUGUUGUUGUUUCCAGAGAAAUCGUCUUUUUAUUUACACCUGCUUGACUUUAAAUCUCUUCUGUUCUCCGUGUAUAGUCUCGGCAUUACGCUGUGGAGGCGUGGUGGAAGCUGCAAACAUGAAAUGGAUGUUUAAAGAAGAUCAUUCCCUCGAGCACCGGUGUGUGGAAUCGGCCAAGAUCCGAAACAAAUACCCCGACAGGGUUCCUGUGAUCGUGGAGAAGGUGUCAGGUUCUCAGAUAGUGGACAUUGAUAAGCGUAAGUACUUGGUGCCGUCGGACAUCACCGUGGCUCAGUUCAUGUGGAUCAUCAGGAAACGCAUCCAGCUGCCCUCCGAGAAAGCCAUCUUCCUGUUCGUGGAUAAAACCGUCCCACAGUCCAGUCUGACUAUGGGACAGCUGUACGAGAAGGAGAAGGACGAGGAUGGAUUCCUGUACGUGGCCUACAGUGGAGAGAACACAUUUGGAUAUUAAAGCCCCGCCCACUUCUGUUUUCUUCUGGACGAGUGUGUGUGUGUGAUGAUUAAUAAUGAAUAAACUGUGUGUGUGUGUGUGUGUGCGUGUGUUGCGUCGCUGCUGCUGUUGUAGUGUUAGCGUUAGUGUAUCUGUGUGAGUGAGGUGGUGAUGAUGAUGAAAUCAGAGGUGCUGCCAUGACUAUCUACAUUAUUAAUAAUUAAUUAAUGAAUGACUAUUAAUCACUUUUAGACGUUUAAUUUUAUUGAACCCUGUAUAAAUAUAUAUAUCUGUAUUUAAGAGCGUGAUGUAAACGGUAAGGUAGCUGGAAGACCGAACCAAUAAACACACAGGAACGGCUA
Ictalurus punctatus (channel catfish) is the source of this 873-nucleotide messenger RNA. RefSeq names its product GABA(A) receptor-associated protein like 2 (gene gabarapl2). The transcript is spliced from 4 exons. Gene Ontology annotation, cellular component: autophagosome; autophagosome membrane; cytosol. Gene Ontology annotation, molecular function: ubiquitin protein ligase binding. The record is from RefSeq and is a predicted model, not a curated record. Gene Ontology annotation, biological process: autophagosome assembly; macroautophagy; autophagy of mitochondrion. Lineage: Eukaryota; Metazoa; Chordata; Actinopteri; Siluriformes; Ictaluridae. Bases 179 to 532 code for a protein of 117 amino acids.